Molecule: messenger RNA, 969 nt
Organism: Hyposmocoma kahamanoa
Lineage: Eukaryota; Metazoa; Arthropoda; Insecta; Lepidoptera; Cosmopterigidae
Product: tetra-peptide repeat homeobox protein 1-like
Exons: 2
Coding region: 109-663 (184 amino acids)
Source: RefSeq, a predicted model, not a curated record
CCCGAUUUCCGCAGUGUGUCUGCUAGACUGCCACACAUGUUAUAAAUACCUCAUUUUCCUGCUGGCGACCACUUUCCUUCCUUGCCGCAACAUACACGGACUUAGAAAAUGGGACGACGACUUAUAAUCCUACUCAUCUACACAACUCAAGUACUUACGGAUCAAACAAAGCGAGAUGCGUCACACGUACCAACACGACAUACUGUCUCCGAAUUAUACAACAGGGUACCAAUCCCAGUUCCACAAGCAAUACCAAUUGCAAUACCGAGACCUGUACCAUAUCCAGUCCACAUAGGUGUACCAGUCGAUCAACCUCGCCCUGUACCUGUAGCGGUACCUCACCCAGUCGCCCACUUCGUACCACGUCCAGUAGCGGUACCUAUAGAUAGGCCAUUCCCGUAUCCAAUAGCUCAUCCUGUACCAGUGACGAUUACUCAAGGAGUGGGAAUACCAGUGCCACAACCGUAUGCAAUAAGUAUACCAGCCCCAGUACCUGUUAGGGUACCAUAUCCAGUACCAGUCCAUGCGCCAGUGGUGGCGCAUUACCCAGACUUGACGCAUCAAUCGGUCAGUCAACCUGUUGCGCAUAGCGCGGCUGGUGAGUCAAGUUAUGGUGACACUGUGGUGGAAUCUCAUGGGCAUGCUAUUCAACAUCCUUAUUAAUGAUAAUUGAAGUUUUUUUAGUAUUGACAUACCCAUUUCGUCAUUAAUGCGUAUAAAAUGUCUUUUUUUAUCGUUUAUUUUCUAAACAGUCCGAAGUAUACGUUGUUUCAUAUUAAUUUUAGAAACAUACUAUAGAAAGAAACAGGACUACAAUUUGAGACAAUAAUUUGUAAUAAUUUGUCACCAAUACAUUAAAAUUUCAAUAAAUAAUACGCAUACUCAAAAUAAUUAAUCAGUUCCGAGAAGUUACGGGAUUUUUAAAAGGUAAUGUUCACGUUAUUCUUCAGUUUAGUUAAAUUGACUCUC